CAAAUGUCCAUUUUGGAUUUUGUGUUUAAGUAGCCAGAAAAAGAAAAUUGUUUGCCUGAUAUGAGGUUUAAUUUGACUGAACUUUUACAUUUCACUCUUAAAGGGGCAGCUGAAUAUGGUAUAACAGGUGGCCAAGUUGCAGAACCGCAUUCCAGACCCUACAUGGCGUCACUCCAGAUUCAAGGACAGCAUGUAUGUGGUGGGAUGCUUAUUCGGAAGGACUAUGUUCUAACCGCAGCACACUGCAAAGACUGUUACCAAGACAUCACGGUCGUCCUGGGGGCUCAUAACAUCAGCAGGAAGGAGGGAAGCCAACAAAGGAUUAAUGUGAAGAAGUACCAUGUACAUCCGCAAUUUAAAGCCAACCAAUACGAGUAUGACAUUAUGCUGCUUAAGUUGGAAAAAAAUGCCAAAGUCAACAACAAUGUAAAGACAAUUGAUUUAGCAACAAAAAGCGAGGACAUUCCUGCCAACACAAUUUGUGACGUGGCUGGCUGGGGAAGAACUGGACCAACCAAACCCGUUUCUGAWGUUCUGAUGGAGACCACAGAGAGCAUCCAAUUCAGCUUUGAGUGCAAACGUGUCUGGGAAACGUAUUUCAAUUCCACACAUAUGAUCUGCACCAAGUUUAACAAAAAGACGGGAGGAAUAUGUCAGGGAGAUUCUGGGGGACCUCUUAUUUGCAACACCARGGUUCAAGGAAUAGCUGCUUUUACUGCAGAAAAAGAAUGUGAUGACCCAAAGCGUCCACAUGUCUUCACUAAAGUCCGUUCCUUUCUGCAGUGGAUCAAAAAUGUGAUGAAAGGCUGAAUCAACCUCAUUUAACGGAAAGUUUAGUCAAAUCUACGUGUCGAAACCUGAUAGAAGUGUUUUGUUUGUGGACAA
Molecule: messenger RNA, 885 nt
Organism: Poecilia reticulata (guppy)
Lineage: Eukaryota; Metazoa; Chordata; Actinopteri; Cyprinodontiformes; Poeciliidae
Source: RefSeq, a predicted model, not a curated record